Petromyzon marinus (sea lamprey) is the source of this 4440-nucleotide messenger RNA. Its product is annotated as RNA-binding protein 47-like. Gene Ontology annotation, molecular function: RNA binding. The record is from RefSeq and is a predicted model, not a curated record. NCBI's taxonomy places the organism in Eukaryota, Metazoa, Chordata, Hyperoartia, Petromyzontiformes, Petromyzontidae.
CCCUACCCCCUGGCCCCGACCGACCAAUUGGCCAUCACGGCGGGGCGAUUGGGUCAGGGGAUAAAUUGUGAAACGUAUUUUGAAGUGGAGUGACCAAGGGCUGUUCCCCCCCAACCGUGCUGCAUUCACUCGGCAGCCUCCACAGUGUGGCACAAAGACAAAGAGACACGCACAGGUGGGGACAAGGGACACGGACGGACACAGAGACAAAGGGGCACGGACAGAAACAGGGACCAGUGCAGGGAUACACACAGGGACGGGUGACCAGACGAUACAGGGAACAAGGAAUCGGACAGAUACAGGGACCAGACAGACACAGAGACGGGAACGGGUGAGCAGGCGGACACAGAGACAACGACACAGACAGAAUCAGGGACCAGUGCAGGGAUAGACUCAGGGACGGGCGACCAAACGGGAGCGCAGGACACAAGGAGUCGGGGCAGGUACGGGGACCGCAUAGGGACGGAUACAGGCAGGGCACGCGGGCGUUAGAGACAGGGAUACGACGUGGUGGCCUCGGACGGGGCAGAGACACGAGGAGGAGGACGUGGACGGAGGCGCAGGUGGAGCAGGAGCCGCGGGAAGCAAACUCGCGACCGGAGGAGUAUGACAGCAGGAGACUCAGCCAGCGCGAAUUCCGCCUCCAGCAGCAGGGUGUCCGCCCUUGAUGACGACACCAUGAACGGAAGCAUGGAGUCGAACCCGAGCCACGGCGGCUCGCUGGAAUCCGCGGCGGCGGCUGCGCCCCCUCCGCUCAGCCCGUCCAUCCUGGCGCUGCUGUCCCGCACGGGCUUCCAGCUGUCGCACGAGAACGGUCAGCGGCGUUACGGGGGCCCCCCGCCGGGCUGGGAGGGCGCCCCUCCUCCGCGCGGCUGCCAGGUGUUCGUGGGCAAGAUCCCGCGCGACUGCUACGAGGACGAGCUGGUGCCGGUGCUCGAGUCGGCCGGCCGGAUCUACGAGCUGCGGCUGAUGCUGGACGCGGACGCGAGGACGCGCGGCUACGCGUUCGUGACGUACGCCUCGCGGCAGGAGGCGCGCGCCGCCGUGCGCGGCCUCGACAACCACGAGGUGCGGCCGGGGCGCCUGCUCGGCGUCUGCUCCAGCGUGGACAACUGCCGGCUGUUCGUGGGCGGCAUCCCCAAGACGGCGCGCAAGGAGGAGAUCCUGGACGAGAUGAGGCGCGCCACCGAGGGCGUCACGGACGUCAUCGUGUACGCGAGCGCGGCCGACAAGACGCGAAACCGCGGCUUCGCCUUCGUCGAGUACGAGUCGCACCGCGCCGCCGCCACCGCCCGCCGAAAGCUGCUCAACGGGCCGGGCCACACGGCGCUGCAGCUGUGGGGCCAGCCGCUGGCGGUCGACUGGGCCGAGCCCGAGCCGGACGUGGACGAGGACGUGAUGGAGACGGUGAAGGUGCUGUACGUGCGCAACCUCAUGUUGGGCACCGGCGAGGAGACGCUGCGCGCCGUGUUUGAGGCGGUGGCGCCAGGCGCCGUUGAGCGCGUCAAGAAGAUCCGCGACUACGCCUUCGUGCACUUCUCGGGCCGCGAGGAGGCCCUGCGCGCCAUGAGGGCGCUCGAUGGCUCGGACGUGGACGGCGCCUGCGUGGAGGUCACCCUGGCGAAGCCCGUGGAUCGCGAGCAGUACUACAGCCGCUACCAGCGCACACAGCAGCAGCAGCAACAGCAGCGCGCCGGCGCGCUGGGCGUGGUGACGGCUGGCGUGGAGGCGCUGCCCGCCGGCGGGUACGUCUACUCGUACGACCCCUACAGCCUCGCGGCCUGCGGCUUCAACUACGGCGGGGCCUACAGCACCGUCGUGGGGCCCAACCGCGACUACUUCCUCAAAGUGCGAGAGUGGAACCGCAGCGCCGGCGCCGCGGCCGUCCCUGUACCGCGCGUCUCCCACCACGGCGGCUACAGUGCCGGGCGCAGCAUCUACAGCCGCUACCACGACAGCAAGGGCAAGGCCCUGGUGGAGCGUUGCGGCGCCGCCGGCGGCCUGUAUGAGCUGGUGCCGGGCAUCGAUAUGGCGUCCCUCAACCACGGCAUGACGCUCAAGCACGCGACCAUGCCCACCUACACGGCCAUCCAGUCUCCGUACUCCAUGUUCCCGAGCAUCGCCAUGGCGACCAAGAUGGCGGACGAGGAGAAGUCGGCGUCGCCGGAGCAGGGCGGCGGCGUCAUCGGGCGACUCGACAUGGGCGGCGGAAGCCAGGGGGGCAUGGUGCCCGCCCUGCCACCCACGCCCCCCCUCACCUACCAGGGACGCCCGCUGGGACCGCUCUACACCUUGACCCCCGGGGUGACCCCUGUGGCCACGGCGGCUGGCGGCUACUACGCGACGGCCACGGGCUACAUGCCGAUGACUGCUGGCCCGGCUGGCAUGCAGAGCAUGGCGGGGAUGCCCAAGGGGACGAUGGCGGUGCCGUAUGGGGCGUACGCUGGAUACCACAUGGCUCAGGCCAUCCCCAUGCAUGGACAGGAGGUGUACCAGCAGCUCUGAGCCAGCGUAGAGCAAAGUGCAAUCCCUACAGCGUCAACACAUCCGCCCCCAGUACAGCCAAUGGGCAGAUUCCAGCAGAUACGCACACACGCGCACACACACGCGCACACGCACCCACGCUCUGACCAUAUCUCACCGGACCGUGCGCGCGCACCAACAUUCGCGCCGUGUGUACGCACGGUGAACAUACGAAUGCGUGCACAACGGUUGCACAUGAAUACACGCGCAAGCAUUAGGGUUUCCACCUCUUGAGCUAGAAAACACCCAAAGCAUCUUCAAGGGAAGAAGAAUAAGAUUAUCUCGAAGAGGGAAUGCAGUCGCUAGAGUGGUGGUGUGCUAUUGCGCAUCUGAUGAAAAGUCGGGACUUGUGAUGUCGAGAGAAAGACUCUAAUCAUUUUUUCCAAAACGGCUAUCUCGACGAAGAGGCAACCUGUGAUAAACCAGCAGAGGUGGUAACCCUGGCACGCACGCACAAGACACACACACAGACACGAAGGCAUUCCUACACUCACACAUCUCAAACAGACACACGCGUGUAACGAACCGAACCACCAAGCAAGCAUUUGCAUAUACAUAAUUUUUUGACACGACCAUUCCAAACUUGAUUUCCGCUUCCGUGGCCGAGCGGCGCCGCGGCGCGUCCGGGGGGCCCACAUUCGCCGAGAACGGAAGCCGCGUCGGCCGAGCCUCACCAACCCGGCCGCGCACUCGCACAGGCGGCUUCCUCGACACCGCGCCGGAGCCGAUCGGCACGGGGAGGAAAGGGGGGGCCCGCGCCGGCCCGGGGGGGCCCGCGCCGGCCCGGGGGGGGGGCGCCAACCCUCUGACGUACGCGCAGGGACUCGAGCGGCGCCACCGAGAGGAGGAAACACCGCCGCAACGUGGGCCGCCAAAAACAUAAUUUUUGUGCUGCAAGAACAAAACUUAAUAGGGUUUUAUUACUACUGUAGUCAUGCAGUAUUAGAGAUUAAGGGAAUCGGGGGUAUUUGUGAAGUUGUUUUUGUUUGUUUUCCCUUGUCUCGAGUGACGAGCUUUGUCUCUCGGACGAAGAAGAUUUGGGCUCCGGCUAAAGCAGUAGAAAUCGGGCGAGAGACAUCUCAAAUUUGUCGCGACGGACUCUUGCGAUCGGUGACGACCGGGAAUGGCGAGCAUCAUUGAGGAUCUUUCUCAGGGGCGACGUGAACAUCAGCAGCCCCCUUUUCCCCAACCCCUUGUCUCAGGACCCCCCCUCACCACCCCCCCCCCCCCCAUCUCGGUGCAUCAUUGCGCUUGCCGUGCCCAUACAGAGAGUGGUGGGGUCUCCUGUGCAUUUUAACGGUAGCCACGGCACGAGAGUGUUGUUGUUGUUGUUGUUCAAAGCAAACAAUAUCUCGUUGUCUGCACGUUUGUUCCGAGUCUGUGUGUGAAUUUUUGUAGGAAAUGUUCAAGUGCCACUGUAGUGCAGUGGGCUGCGGCGUUUAUGGACGAAAGCGGAAAAAAGCAGAGUUUGAUCAUUUCCUCUUCUUCCAGAAAUUCAGGUUCUUCCAUUUAUUUUAUUUUGGGGGGGGGGGGGGGGGGGGGGGACGUACAAACUGCGCUUUGUCUCACUGACGACGACGACUGUACGUGGAGUCGCGGAGUUCCCGGAGGAGGAAGCCUUCAGACUCAGAAGCAGGAGGAGACUCGGCGAGCCUGUCUGUCCCCUUGGGGCGUGUAACUACUAUACGGGAGAGAGAGAGAGAUACAAUUAAUAUAUGUAAAGAAGGCCAAGGGGUCUAGAUAAUAGUGACGUAAAAAUAAAACACUUUAAACUCGUGCACGUUGAAGAGAGUCGGGGGAGCCAGUGAAGGAGAGAGGGCAUAUUGCAGAACCAUUUAAAGUGCAGCGCAUCUACAGAGUAGAUACUUUUGUAAACGCUUUAUAUAUGUGUGUGUAAAAAACAAACAAACAAAAAUG